Messenger RNA from Vitis riparia (riverbank grape), 667 nucleotides. Its product is annotated as protein MOTHER of FT and TFL1-like. NCBI's taxonomy places the organism in Eukaryota, Viridiplantae, Streptophyta, Magnoliopsida, Vitales, Vitaceae. The coding region runs from base 49 to 576 and encodes 175 amino acids. The transcript has 4 exons. The record is from RefSeq and is a predicted model, not a curated record.
AGAACGGCAGGCAACAACCACCAUUCACCAAUCGCAGCUGCUCCUCCAAUGGCGGGGUCUUUGGAGUCACUGGUGGUGGGAAAAGUGAUAGGAGAUGUUGUGAACAUGUUCACUCCGGCGGCGGAGUUCACAGUCCAUUAUGGGUCUAGACAAGUGGCUAAUGGGCGCAUGAUUCCGCCCUCCGCUGCCGUGGAUAAGCCCAAAGUCCAAAUUCAUGGACAUCGUCUCUCUUCCAAUCUCUACACUCUUGUUAUGGUGGACCCUGAUGCUCCAAGUCCCAGUGAACCGGCUUUGAGAGAGUGGCUCCAUUGGAUUGUUGUGGAUAUCCCAGAGGGAUGCGAUGCAACCCAAGGAAGAGAGGUGGUGCCCUACAUGGGACCGCAGCCGCCGACCGGUAUUCACCGCUACAUUUUUACGCUCUUUAAUCAGAAAGCUGCAGCAAUGUCCGGGACUCUGCCGCCAGAAACCCGUAGCAAUUUUAGCACACGCCAGUUCGCCGCCGGUAACGGACUUGGACCACCAGUGGCGCUCGUGUAUUUUAACUCGCAGAAGGAGCGAACGAACAGAAAACGUUGACCGCUUUUAGCAUUUUGAUGUUGUGUUUUGACUCAAUUUUUGCAUGGGUAUGGGUAGUAUAAUGCUAUUCUAGACUGCUGAUUGGUUAUUC